UAGGCCACAGUUCUAUUUAAACUACAUUUCCCCAACCUGCUCGGCGAUGCAUUUCAAUAGCUUGGCGAUUACGAUUUUUUUUGCUACUAUCAUUAUUUAACGUUUAUUUUCUUGCCCAUUUGAGGCGAAUUACUAACUUUGCGUUUGAAUUAGUACUAUUUAAAAAAAAUAUUGUUCCUAUAAUUCAAUUCGUGUAACUCAAAGUGCACUCAGAACUAUACGGUAUGAUUUAUAUUCUUCAAUAUAGCACCAGUACAACUUAAACACACGCAGUUCCUCUAUAGAUCAUUCACAAACGUGUGUUUUUCAGAUAAAUAUAGCUCAUCAGGACGCCACGGAAUCAGAUGAGCGACCCGGAAACCGUGUUUCAGCAUUACCGUAACAUUUCGAGUAGAGGGACACGCUAAAAAACAAACCGGGGAAAGUUUGGAUCUGUUGCCUAGAGGCGCUGAAAUCAUGAUCUAACUAACGCGUUCUCACCAGUGUGAGAUUUCUCAUUGUGUUCUCAUCGCUUUAAACUCGAAAAGUGCGCAGUAAACAUCGACUGUAAAUCCUAUCUACACCUAUUUAGGUAGAAAUAAGCAUUAAAAUAAUACAUUGAAUGCAGCGGAAUGGUCAUCUACUCCAAACCAAAACAUCAGAGUACUACAGCAGCAUCAAACGCAGCCGACUGCCUGACUGACAGUUUGAGAUCUGGAGUGAAAAGCUCUGUGAGUGAUACAAGUGGGAGAUGUGUAUCUCUGUCUCUCAUUGUUCACGUCCUUCUUUCUCCUUUUCAACGUCUCUCCCUCUUCCCGAGGCCUCCGUGUCAUCUGAUGGCGUUCUGCUUAGCGGAGCUGAACCUGUGGUCCUCAAGAAGCAGUCUGAAUGUGCAAGACACAGAUAUUGGCACAUUCCAGUUUUAUGAGAAAGGAGAACCGGUCUUUCCUGCAGAUCAGCAUUACUACAGUGAGAAGCAGCACUUUGCCGAGACACGAGGUUACCCAUGGCUCCUGAGUAACCGUCGUCCGGAGAGGUUGAGAGACACCCUCAAGGAACUGGAGGAGCUGUUGCAGUCUAAUUCCUGUAUUUGUACCAAAUGGAGGACGAAGCAUUGCUGCCAGAUGCUGUUGAGCUCAGGUGUUUUAGUGACCCUCACUCUGAGUGGAGCUCAGUUAGAGAGAGUGGGCAUCGACAAAACACUGGUGGGACGACUGCCUGCUGACACCAUCAGUCACGCGGUGAUCGGUGAACGCUUCGUCCUUCUCUCAUUGGUGGAGAAGAGUCAGGUGUGUCAGGUGUACCUGGGUAGGCGGAGCCAGAGUUCACCUGAGCUUUCAGCAUGGCGUUUAGAGAAGCUCUCCGCUGCUGACAUUAAGGUCUCGUCCUUGGAGCUGGCAGGAGGAGGCGGCCGUGGUACGAGCAGGCGUGUGGCACUGAACCGUGGGCAGGACAUGGGUGUGUGCUGGUGGCAAGGCGGGCAUGACGACGUGUGGCCUUGGUCACCAGUUCCCAGUUCCUCAGAGCGGGCCAAUCUGGUAGUGCUGGGCUUUUCAGAAAGCGCUGGUCUCAUGGUUCUGAGCUCCAUACGCACUAAUGGUGAACCUUUGGACUGUUGCUUCAGCCUGACCCAACCCUACCAGAUCCUCACCGUCGAGCUGCACAAGGAGACCCACAGCUCCACUGCAGAGCUACGUGAGGAGCCCAGUCGCUCCAACAUUGAGCUGCGUGAGGAGGCCCAAGUCGUUCAAACGUGUGCGUACGAGUGCGCUCGUGGACGUUUGCAGCGCCUCUCAGCUACAUCUUUACCUCUAUCUUCUGCUCCUGUGUCUUGGUGCCGUGACCCAAGUGAGCGCUGGCUUCUGCUGGGCCUUCAGGACUCCUCUGUGGUGCUGCUCCACAUCGAAAUUGGCGUACAGACUUGUGUCAACUGCCCCAUGCUCCCUUCUGUACUGGUCUGGCACCCUGAUGGAGGCUUGAUUGUAGUGGCUGGGGGUCAGGGUGAGCUGCAGUGCUUUGAUUUGGGACUCAGCCCUCUCCGACUACAACUGGUGUCUGAGGAGGACGUCAUGGGUACGAGUGGCAAGAGUCUGCAGCUGGCCAGGCAUGUGAGAAUAGCCAGUGGUUUGGAGGGUGUGGAGUGGGCACACUCGCCCAUGUCACAGGGUGCCGAGGGGCUGGAAGUGCAUGAUCUCCUGAUGCUAAGGUUCCACAGAGGUCCUGUGGCUGCUCUGAGACUCCGACUAGGUAUACUGAAUGGGGCGCAGCUGGGGGUGGGUGAACUCCUGCAGCAUCGUCUGCGCUGUGGAGAGGUGGAUGCUGCACUGGGCAUUCUGGGUAAUAUGGACUGGUGCAUGAUGGGAGCAGACUGCUAUCGUGGUCUCAUCUCGGUGACUGAUCACCUGCUCAGAAAACCACUGGACGAGAGGACGGAAGCUCAGUUAGAAGCUGCUCUGGGGAUGUUCUACUCUCCGUCCAGAGCCUUAACAGACUCAGUUAUACUGGAGUAUCGAGACCCCAUCAGCCGCUACGCACGGAGAUUCUUCCAUCAUCUGAUCAGGCACCAGCGCUUUGAGAAGGCUUUUCUCCUGGCUCUGGAUAUCGGCGCUCGAGACCUGUUCAUGGACCUCCAUUACGUGGCACGGGACAGCGGGGAGCCUGUGUUGGCCAACGUGGCCCGACGGAAAGCUCAGGAGCUGGAUGCGGAAGGGGUCACGAGCUCAGAACCAGUUUCAGAUGAGCCCAGGCCUGUACUUAAACAACAGAAUGGAGUGUGUGUUUCCCCCGUUAACACACACACUGAAUGGGCCAACCUCAGUAAAGCCUACAAGAAAACAAGAGUUGACUCUAAGGGAAAGAUGGAUAGGGAGAUGGAAGAAGACCUCGCUGAGACACCGGUAAAUCCUGCCGUCUGGCCCUGGACUCAAACAGAAUUCCCGCUCCUCGACCACAGCGAUCAGGUGUCUAAAGACUCCGGAAAGCUCAAAGUCAUUCAUUUUGGCUUAGUAUGAACACCGAGUAUGAAUUUAUAUCACCUUACUGUGGAGCUGUUUAUUAGAUGCAACAGUAUGAUCUUGUAUUUUGUACAAAAGGAGCUUUUUAAAAAAAAAAAAAAAUAAAUAAAUAAAUAAAUAAAUAAAUAAAUAAGAAACCUCUCAGGAAAUUGACUAGUGUUUGUACUUCAGUGUUAAAUGUUCUUGAAAUAUUGUACAAACUAAUGCAAGGUGUUUUUUUUGUUUGUUUUUUUUUUGUUAAAUGGAAAAUGUUAGUUUCACGUUCUUGUAGUGAAUUUGAGUUCAGCGCCACAAGGAUUUCACAGAUCUAAAAAAAAAUAAAAAAAAUUUUUUUUUUUUUAAAUAAUAAAAUUUUGUACUGAUGGUAUUUUCCAGAGAUUCAUUACAUGCAUAAACAUUAGAACUUUU
This is a messenger RNA of Ictalurus punctatus (channel catfish), 3401 nucleotides long. It is a transcript of the gene wdpcp, whose product is annotated as WD repeat containing planar cell polarity effector. Lineage: Eukaryota; Metazoa; Chordata; Actinopteri; Siluriformes; Ictaluridae. Gene Ontology annotation, biological process: nervous system development; cilium organization; establishment of protein localization. The record is from RefSeq and is a predicted model, not a curated record. The coding region runs from base 612 to 2990 and encodes 792 amino acids. Gene Ontology annotation, cellular component: axonemal basal plate. The transcript is spliced from 19 exons.